Messenger RNA from Solea solea (common sole), 2106 nucleotides. It is a transcript of the gene bco1l, whose product is annotated as beta-carotene oxygenase 1, like. The record is from RefSeq and is a predicted model, not a curated record. The transcript has 11 exons. Lineage: Eukaryota; Metazoa; Chordata; Actinopteri; Pleuronectiformes; Soleidae. The coding region runs from base 115 to 1701 and encodes 528 amino acids. Gene Ontology annotation, biological process: carotene catabolic process; retinal metabolic process. Gene Ontology annotation, molecular function: beta-carotene 15,15'-dioxygenase activity; carotenoid dioxygenase activity.
GGGAGUCUGUCAGUCUGACCAGUGAGCACAGAGCGGCACAGAGCGGCACAGAGCGGCACAGAGCAGCGUAUUGUGGGGGAAAAACAAACCAAAAUACACUGAGAGGAAACAAACAUGCAGGGGAUCUUUGGAAAAAAUGGCUCAGAGACUCCAGAGCCAGUGACAGCUCCAGUUACAGGAUCCAUCCCAUCAUGGCUGCAGGGAACUCUUCUCAGGAACGGACCGGGCCUGUUCUCGGUGGGCGGAACCAAGUACAACCACUGGUUUGACGGGAUGUCGCAGAUCCACAGCUUCACCUUCAGAGACGGUGAGGUGACGUACAGGAGUAAGUUCCUGAAGAGCGACACCUACAAGCGAAACGUGAAGGCCAACAGAAUCAUUGUAACUGAGUUUGGAACCAUGGCCUACCCAGAUCCCUGCAAGAACAUCUUCUCUAGGAUGUUCACUCAUCUUUGCAACAUCAUUCCUGAUUUUACCGACAACAACUUGAUCAACAUUAUUCGCUAUGGCCGGGACUACUACGCCUCCUCUGAGAUCAACUACAUAAACCAGAUCGAUCCUGUGACCCUGGAAACCGUUGGCAGGACAAACUACAGGAACCACAUCGCCCUGAACUUGGCGACAGCUCACCCUCACUACGACGACAAGGGCAACACCUACAACAUGGGCACUGCGAUCCUGGGCUUUGGUCCUCCUAAAUUUGUCAUCUUCAAAGUCCCGGGCGAUGCUUCAGAUAGAGACAGCCAAAAGCCGGCGUUGAGGAAAGUGCAGAAGAUCUGUGCCAUUCCAUUCAGAUCCAGUCUGUGCCCGAGCUACUUCCACAGCUUCGGCAUGACUGACAACUACAUCGUGUUCGUGGAGCAGCCCUUCAAGCUGGACAUCAUCAAACUGGGCACAGCUUAUUUCAGAGAGGACAACUGGGGCAACUGCCUCAAAUUCGACAAAGACGACAUCACACUGUUUCACAUCAUCGACAGAAAGACCGGAAAGGAGGUGGGUACCCGAUUCUACAGCGACGCCCUGGUGGUGUUCCACCACAUCAACGCCUACGAGGAAGACGGUCACGUGGUGUUUGACCUGGUCAGCUACAAGGACAGCAGUCUGUACAACAUGUUUUAUUUCAAAAAUCUGAUGCAGGAAGCCAGUGGCUUCAUCCAGUCCCAUGAGGACUUCUCCAGACCAACCUGCCAGAGAUUUGUCCUGCCACUCAACAUCCAAAAGGACUCUGCUCGAGGAACCAACCUGGUGACGCUGACAGACACGUCGGCCCAGGCAGUGGUCCAGGAGGAUGGAUCCGUCUACUGCAAGCCGGACACCAUAUUCCAAGGUCUGGAGCUGCCGGGAAUCAACUACAACUACAACACCAAGAAGUACAGAUACUUCUAUGGAUCCAGGGUGGAGUGGUCCCCUCAUCCUAACAAGAUUGCAAAGAUCGACAUCGUUGAGAGGAAACACGUGGAGUGGAGCCAGGAGAGCUGCUUCCCGUCAGAGCCGGUGUUUGUCGCGUCUCCCGGAGCCGUGGAGGAGGACGACGGUGUCGUCCUGUCGUCCAUCAUCUCGUCGGACCCCGAAGUCUCUCCGUUCAUGCUCGUACUUGACGCUAAAACCUUCAAAGAAAUCGCCCGAGCUACAAUCCCUGCCAGUGUCCACAUGGACCUUCACGGGUAUUUUAUCCCGGCUGCCGUGCAGCACGUCAGCUAACGGCUCUAUUUAUUAUUCCCUGCUGUAAAUUCUGUAAUAUUUAGCUUCGUGUACAUUUGUUUUUAGAAAAUAAUCAAAUUUUAUGCAAAAAAAAACUAAUAUACUUUCAAUGUUUGUAUUUUUUUUGUCCUUGUUUGACUUUAAAGUGUUUUCGAUAGUUUUUCUUGCUUAUUUUAAAUUAAGAUGUCAAACAUUGCAGAUUUAUUAAAUGAAUUUAAAAGGUUUUCAUUUUAAUUAAACGAGUCCAUGAGAAAACUGCUGAAGUGUUAUUAGAUGCUUUGCCCUCAGUUUUCUGUUUUUAUUAAUUGCUUUGUAAAUAUGACUUUUUAAUAAAUAUAUAUAUCAUACAUCCAGCACUUACAAUUGGAUCUAGAUAAUUAAGAUAUGUAUAAAUGUGUAUAAAGA